CCAUGACAAGGCUCCGAAUGACCUCGAUCAAGCUCACCAGACACAGGCAGCAGACGCAAACACCCCGAAACACUCUCUGUUCUCAUUGACACUGCCUUAGUUCCGGUCUUCAUUGAAUCCCUCUGACCACGUCCAUCCCUCUCAUGACCACCAUGUACCGGUAGCUCGCAGUCCCGCCCGCUUAUACACCUUCUCCCCACCAGGCCGGAUCGAGCAUCACCAUGGACGUCGCUUCGGCGAUUUCGGGCUAUGUCUCGAAGAUUGCCGGCGUUGGGGAAGGCGCUGCCGCCUCUCAAAGCCAGAAGAUGAAGAUCCUGCUGUUGGAUUCCGAGACAGUUCCAAUCGUGUCAACCGCAAUCACCCAAUCCGCCCUCCUUCGAUAUCAGAUCUACCUUAUUGACAGAAUCGAUAACCCUGCGCGCGAACGCAUGCGCCACCUCAGAUGCCUGUGCUUCGUCCGCCCGUCCCCAGACUCGAUCCAAUUCCUCAUCGACGAACUGCGCGAGCCCAAGUACGGUGAAUACAACAUCUACUUCAGCAACAUCAUAAAGAAGUCGUCGUUGGAGAGGUUAGCGGAGGCCGAUGAUCAUGAGGUGGUAAAGGCGGUCCAGGAAUACUUUGCUGAUUACAUUGUGGUCAAUCCGGACUUGAUGUCCUUGAAUCUGGGAUUCCCCAAGCAGAGGCUAUGGAGCCACAGUCCAGACGUCUGGAACACCGAUGCCUUACAAAGAACAACCGAGGGGGUGGUUGCCCUUCUGUUAUCACUGAAGAAGAACCCGCUGAUACGAUAUGAGAAAAAUAGCCUUAUGGCUAAGAAGCUUGCCACCGAAAUUCGCUACCAGAUCACGCAAGAAGAACAACUAUUCGACUUUCGCAAGACCGAUACUCCGCCACUGCUAUUAAUCUUGGACCGAAGAGAUGAUCCUAUUACGCCACUACUCACGCAAUGGACGUACCAAGCUCAAGUCCAUGAAUUACUCGGCAUCCAUAACGGCCGAGUUGAUCUGAGUGCAGUCCCCGAUAUUCGACCAGAACUCAAAGAAAUCGUCCUCUCACAGGACCAAGAUCCGUUCUUCAAGAAAAACAUGUAUCAAAACUUUGGUGAUUUGGGCGGGAACAUCAAGGAAUAUGUCGACCAGUAUCAGAGUCGAACCAAAUCCACUGCUCAGAUUGAAUCGAUCGCCGACAUGAAACGCUUUGUCGAAGACUACCCAGAAUUCCGCAAACUUUCUGGCAACGUCUCCAAACACGUAACUCUGGUCAGCGAACUCAGUCGUCGUGUCUCCGCCGACUCACUGCUCGAUGUCUCAGAACUGGAGCAGAGUCUAGUCUGCAACGACAAUCAUGCUGCCGAUCUGAAGACGCUGCAAAGGCACAUUCAAAAUCCAAGCGUGCCCGCAGACAAUAAGAUCCGCCUUGUGGCCCUCUAUGCCAUUCGCUACGAACGCAAUCCCAAUAACGCUCUGCCUGUUCUCCUUGACCUGCUGGCUUCCGUAGCCGACGUCCCUGCGUACAAGAUCUCCAUAAUCCCUAAACUUCUUGCUUACCACCACAGUCUUCAGCCCGCUCCCGUUGGUGGAGCGAUUGGUUUUACCGAUCUUUUCGACUCGGGCUCUUCUCCAUUUAGCCAAUUUCGACGGAACCUGAAUCUGAAGGGCGUUGAGAACGUGUACACCCAGCACUCCCCACGUCUGGAAAACACGCUCCAGAAUCUCAUCAAAGGGCGACUGAAGGAACUGCAAUAUCCCUUCGUGGAUGGACACCAUACGAGGGACAAACCUCAGGACAUCAUCGUCUUUAUGGUGGGAGGCGUCACGUACGAGGAGGCCAAAAUGGUAGCGCAGGUCAACGCCUCGGUCCCGGGCGUGAGAGUGGUGCUCGGAGGAACAAGCGUGGUUAAUUCAACAAUGUUCCUGGAAGAGGUGGAUGAUGCGGUUGGUAGCUGGCCGGACCAAGGUCCUGCAUCGGCAAGAGAACGGCUAGGCAGGGCCGUAGGCAGGUGACAGGACCUGGGAAUCCCACCAGUGGGAUGGUACCGCUGUCUCUGUCGACCUUCUUCGAGUCCAUCUAGUCCUGGAAAGAUUAACGAAAUGCCAACGACGGACCCCCUCUUUUACAAGCCCGUCCUUUUCCGUGCAAGGUAUCGACCUGUUGCAUGUGAGUGCUGCGGUUGGUGACAGGAGGGAAUUCAAUCACUUGCCGACGCAACAGAGAUUAUUCAGCGAAAGAAGACGUCUGCUCGAAGCCGAGAUCAUGCUUAUACGGAGAAGCUUGUUAGCUCGAGAACGACCAAGAUGACUCUGUAAUCUUAUUGACUGACAGUGUCGCUUUGGACGAGGUAUUUUGGAGCUGAGGGUAUCUGUGUUGAUGCCUGAGCUCACAAGGGUACCACCUGCGCGACGGAGGUCAACAGGGCAACGAUCGGUCGGCACCCUGAUUUUAUGGCUCAACGUGAAGGUACCGGGUGCCGAUCCCCUUUACUGCCGUUGGCCGGAUGCACUGUCAUGCACGAACCGCCUGUAAGGUCGGGGAAGCUCAUUCAGCUAUCCGUUCACAAUGGUCUCGUGGGUUCCCGCUUUUUCAACCGAAAAUGCUGUGGAGUGAAGGCAGCCCGAGUUGAGAUCGUAGUACGGACGAGCAAAGAUGUUCUCGAUACCGGACAGUCCUUUGAUAAAGUGUGAUGGUACAAGCACGGAUGUGCGACUAAUACACAUGAUCUUACCCUUCAUGACGAU
Messenger RNA from Cladophialophora immunda, 2735 nucleotides. RefSeq lists its product as uncharacterized. The transcript has a single exon. Bases 222 to 2003 code for a protein of 593 amino acids. Gene Ontology annotation, cellular component: Golgi membrane. The record is from RefSeq and is a predicted model, not a curated record. Gene Ontology annotation, biological process: vesicle-mediated transport; intracellular protein transport. NCBI's taxonomy places the organism in Eukaryota, Fungi, Ascomycota, Eurotiomycetes, Chaetothyriales, Herpotrichiellaceae.